Molecule: messenger RNA, 1231 nt
Organism: Diachasma alloeum
Lineage: Eukaryota; Metazoa; Arthropoda; Insecta; Hymenoptera; Braconidae
Product: innexin inx2-like
Exons: 1
Coding region: 314-1231 (305 amino acids)
Biological process (GO): phototransduction
Cellular component (GO): plasma membrane; gap junction
Molecular function (GO): gap junction channel activity
Source: RefSeq, a predicted model, not a curated record
ACGAGUGUGUAGGAAAGAAAAGCUUGCCGUGCAUUACUAAUACCCUUUUGAUUGACCCGCAACGAGUUUGAAAUAAAUAAAUAAAUUGACUAAUAAGUGAAACGUCAACUGCAAGUGACUGAUUGAUAAACCGCGAGUGACAGGUGUUGCAGUUCUCGUUGCGCCGUCGAAAGGGGAAAUAUUUCUUGUGAAUUUUCGGGUAGUAUAAACGCGAUUGCGCUGGAUGGUCGCGUGUUAUCGGUGAAAUUGACUGAACCCGGGGGUUGAAUAAUCGAAUUAGCUAGUUAUCAGUGGCAAUAAAAAGUAAUAAAUCAUGUUUGAUGUAUUUGGCUCGGUGAAGGGCCUCCUGAAGCUCGACCAAGUGUGCAUCGACAAUAAUGUAUUUCGAUUGCACUACAAGGCAACGGUGAUAAUACUGAUAGCAUUCUCCCUGCUGGUGACAUCGCGACAGUACAUUGGCGAUCCAAUAGACUGCAUCGUCGACGAGAUACCCCUGUCCGUGAUGGACACGUACUGCUGGAUCUACUCGACAUUCACAAUUCCGGAUCGCAGUGGAGUAGUCGGCAGGGAUCUUGUGCAGCCCGGGGUGGCAGCACACGUCGAGGGUGAGGAUGAGAUUAAAUAUCACAAGUACUAUCAGUGGGUGUGCUUCGCCCUAUUCUUCCAAGCAAUGCUAUUCUACGUGCCCCGUUAUCUGUGGAAAACGUGGGAGGGGGGUAGAAUAAAGAUGCUCGUGCUGGAUCUCAAUUGUCCGGUUAUGAGUGACUCCUGCAAGUCCGAGAGACGCAAACUACUGGUGGAUUAUUUUCGAACUAAUCUGCACACCCAAAAUUUCUACGCCUAUCGGUUCUUCCUCUGCGAGGUACUCAAUUUCAUAAACUGCGUCGGCCAGAUAUACUUCAUGGACUUCUUCCUAGACGGCGAGUUCACGACUUACGGCGCUGAUGUCGUGAAAUUCACGGAGAUGGAGCCAGAGGAGAGGAUCGAUCCGAUGGCUCGGGUAUUCCCCAAAGUAACUAAAUGCACCUUUCACAAAUAUNGGGGGGCAGUCACGAACGGGCGGGGGGAGAGGGGAACGCGCGGCGUAGAGCAAGAGAGAAGACCAAGUGAGCGAGAAACGCGCAGCUUGUGCACGUUUUACCGAAGGGGAAACGAAAUACAAACGUGGGGGGGAAAAAAAAGAAGUUUAUACUACAGACAAGUGAGUGAGCGAGAGAAGAGGAGGGGGUGA